UCAGGUUGAAGUGAAGAUGAAUAAGCAGGGCCUCAUCAACGACACAGUCCUUAUCUCAGUGAGCCAUAGUCACGGCCCUGCCCUCUAAUUUCUGACUUCUGAGAACCCAACCAUUUUCAUUUCAUUUCUUUACAAGAUAUUAUCUUUACUCACCAUGGCGGGAACCGCCACGGCCACCUUCAAUAUCUCAUCAACUCCUUCUCUCCUCCGCCGUUCAUCAUUAAUUUCCCUUUCCUCUAAACCCUCCAUUCUGUCUCUGCGCCCUCUUCCCAAAUAUCCUAGGAUUUACGCCUUGUCUAGUAACGAUAUCAAAGUGGGUACCAACAUUGAAGUAGACGGAGCUCCUUGGCGUGUUUUGGAGUUUCUUCAUGUGAAACCUGGAAAAGGAGCAGCAUUUGUGAGGACCAAGAUGCGCAAUUACGUUACGGGAAACACUGUUGAGAAAACUUUUCGAGCGGGAAGUUCGACUGAACAAUUUCGAGCGGGAAGUCCUCUAAUUUGGAAUGCCAUGUUUUCACAGAACCCGUUUGAAGAAACUCGUAUUAACGAGAAAGAUGUUGGGGAUAAGACAAAGUUGCUGAAAGAAGGAAUGGAUUGCAAUUUGCUUUUUUGGAAUGGAAAAUUCAUUGCUGGAAAAUCUUUUACAGCUGACUGCUGUUAUAUGCUGAAAAGUUCAGUUAGAAUGUUUUGGCUCUUUGACAUACUGAAAAAUUCAAGCUACUGCUCCUUUAUUAAUGUUGCUACUGCUGUGCUGGAAAUGGUUUAA
Molecule: messenger RNA, 766 nt
Organism: Pistacia vera
Lineage: Eukaryota; Viridiplantae; Streptophyta; Magnoliopsida; Sapindales; Anacardiaceae
Product: elongation factor P-like
Exons: 5
Coding region: 155-766 (203 amino acids)
Biological process (GO): translational elongation
Cellular component (GO): cytoplasm
Molecular function (GO): translation elongation factor activity
Source: RefSeq, a predicted model, not a curated record